Messenger RNA from Panthera uncia (snow leopard), 5030 nucleotides. RefSeq names its product FA complementation group B (gene FANCB). The record is from RefSeq and is a predicted model, not a curated record. The coding region runs from base 225 to 2813 and encodes 862 amino acids. The transcript is spliced from 9 exons. Gene Ontology annotation, biological process: interstrand cross-link repair; negative regulation of double-strand break repair via homologous recombination; replication-born double-strand break repair via sister chromatid exchange. Lineage: Eukaryota; Metazoa; Chordata; Mammalia; Carnivora; Felidae. Gene Ontology annotation, cellular component: Fanconi anaemia nuclear complex.
UCCUCUGCUCUCGACGCAGCCUCCGGCCCCGACCUCCCAGGAUGCAGCGCGCGGGCGGGAGGUUUGGAGCCGAGGGACGCUGCGCCCGCCUGGGGCGUCGGGAACGUGGCGCCUGUCGGACUCAGGACGCGCGGGCUCAGGCUUAAAAGCAGCAAUUGGAAUCAAUUUGCAUUCGAAAAUUGGACCAACACGAAGACUUGAUAUUGUGGAAUGACUAGAAAACAAUGUCAUCUAACGAACAAGAAAGGCUCUUGUGUUAUAAUGGGGAAGUCCUUAUUUUUCGAUUGUCUAAAAGAGAUGUUGCAGGUAAAGGGCCUGCAGAAAUACCCAUAUUACAAGUCAGGAGAAUGGUAUUUGACAGAGGAGCAAGAGCUUUUAUUCAGAAGUCCACUGGAUUCUUUAUGCUAAAGGAAGAAAACUCUCAUUUAAAAAUUGUGUGUUGCAACUGUGUGUCAGAUUUCAGAAUUGGAAUUAAUCUUCCUUAUGUUAUGAUACAGUGCAAUAAAAAGAACACUUUCAGAUAUGUUCUUCUGUUUCUUCACAGUACCAAUAAAUUUGAAAAACGUUUGAGUUUUAGACUAAGCCAUGAGUUGAAGGAUGGUGUAAGGGUCCUUAAUGGCCCUUUAGUUUUAUGGAAACGUGCAGAAAAAUUCUACUGUAUCUCUUCUCUAAAUGGCAAAGUUAUGACUGUGUCUGUUAAUUUUUCCUCUGUUCAGUGGGCAGGGGAGAUUGAAAAUCUAGGUAUGGUGUUAUUAGGACCAAAGGCAUGUUUUUUAUCUGAGGAAGGAUGCACCCAAAAGCUUUCAAAAUCGGAUUAUGCAAUUUGGAAGACCACAUUUUGUGUAUACUCCCUUGAAAAUGAAGAAGUCAUAAGUGAUGCAUACAUUAUCCCUCCUGCUUAUAGCAGUGUGGUAACUUGUGUGCAUGUCUGUGCAACUGAGAAUGUCAACAACCAGUUAAGAAUGUCUCUGAUUGCCCUUACUCGAAAGAAUCAACUGAUUUCAUUUCAAAAUGGGACGCCAAAAAGCGUGUGCCAGCUUCCCUUUGGAGAUCCUUGUGCAGUUCAGCUUAUGGACUCAGGUGGAGGAGAGCUUUUCAUCGUAUCCUUUAAGUCCAAUGACAUUUGUGCUGUUUGGAAAAAGAACUUUCAGGUUGCUGCUAAGUGGGAAAAAAUUAGCUCAGUACUGAUAGAUGACUUCAUAGGAGCUGGAACUGAACAAGUACUGUUACUUUUUCAGGACUCCUUGAAUUCAGAUUGCCUGAGUUCAUUUACAGUAACAGAUCUUGGCAACAUAAACUAUUCAAGUGAAACAUUGGAUUGCAAUGAAGAUGACUUAUUUGAAGACAAAGAAGGGAAUCAUUAUUUGAUGAUUCCACCUCUGGAAAGAAGAUUGAAAGUUGGAUUGGCUUCUAUUCAGGAAUUAAAGCAGCAUCUCUUGCUUAAGGAAAAAAUUAUUUCAAAAUAUUGGAAAAUUUUAAUAAACCUGAUUCAAGGGAAAGAUGAAAGUACAUCAGCUGCAGAGAAGGCACAUCUUGUUACUCUUUGUGGUAAAGAAGAAAACCCUGUCUGCACCUUUGAGGAAAAGAUACCAGAUGAUUUUCAAGAUUCAGAACGGCUAAUAGAGAAGAUAUGGUACCGUGUAAUAGAUGAUAGCUUGGUUGUUGGAGUGAAAACGACAUCUUCUUUGAAGCUGUCCCUGAAUCAUGUGACUUUAUCACUGGUAAUGGAUCAAGCUCAUAGCUCCAGCUGUCGACUUAUUAAGUGUCACAAUAGGGUGAUCAAGUUGAGUAGGGACUUUCCCCCAGCAUCACGCUCAGUGCCAUGUGAAAUAGGAUCAGAGGCAAAAAGGAUCAAGUUGACUAUUGAUAGUGAGGAAGAGGGAGAGGAAGAGGAAGAAGAAGAGGAGAAGGAUGAGGAAAGCUCUGCUGGAGAACAAGCAUCUGAGAAAGAGUGUGUGCAAGUCAUUACUGCUGUAACACCUUUUUCACCACUUUUAGCAUUCAUUGAUUUCUGUUGCAUUGUGCUGCUACAAAUUAGGGAGAGGGAAAAUGGUAACUCUUCUGAAGAUCAUUAUAUUUGGUGUGGCAGACUUUUCAUAAGUCUAGAAGAUCUUUCAAGUAGGAAAUACCUGCUGACAUUUCCAAAGAAGAAACCUAUAGAACACGUGGAAGAUCUCUUUGCACUUCUCACAGCAUUUAACAGAGCUUGUUUUCAAAUCACAUCGCCCACCUAUUCUCUGACUUCAAUGAAGACGUGGCUACUAGAACACAUGAAAUGUGAAGUAAUCCAAGAAUUUCCAGAAAUUUGCUUUUGCAAAAGGCCAGGAAGUUUCUAUGGCACACUCUUUAACUGGAAACAAAGAACACCAUUUGAAGGGAUUUUGAUAGUCUAUUCCAGGAAUCAAACAGUUUUGUUCCAGUGCCUUCAUAAUCUCAUCGGAGCUCUCCCUAUAAAUUGUUUCUUGAAAAAACUAAAAUCAGGAAGUGAGGAUUUCCUAAUUGAUCAUUUGGCAUCAUCUUUGGAGAAGGAAUUGGUUAUCCUUGGUUCUCUUUCUUCUGCCUUAGUUGAGGUUGAAAACAACUUGGUGCAGAGUUGCGAAGCAAGCAAAGAAAAGAGUAGUGGUGUUGUGGCUGCUUUAUCAGACAGAAAGGAAAACAUCCAUCCCUACAGAAAAGAAUUUCAGAGAGAAAAGACGCAAACGUUGGGGACGAACCUAAAAGUGAGUGGUGCUCUUUAUAGAGAAAUGACUUUGAAAUUAGCUGAGGUUCAGCUGAGAUCAGACCUUGCUGCACAGAAACUGGCUGGUUUAUAAUUACCAUCUCAAUUUGAUUAUAUUUUGAAAUAUGGUUUCUCUGCCAGGACGUUUUGGUUCCACAUUUGUUUUAAUUUUACAUUCUGUGCCUCCUUUGCAAAAAUAAAGAUCGAGGCUUUACCGGCGGUGCACAGAACAGCACGCCUUAGAACAGCAAUUGUCAGCUGGGGUCAUUUUGCUUCUCUCCACCCGCAUCCCCCACCUAGGGAUUUGGCUGUGUCUGGAGAGUUGGUGGUUUUUUUUGUUUGUUUGUUUGUUUUGGCUGUGAGAAGUAAUUGGGGGUGGGGAGGGUGUGGCAGGGCUGCUAUUCGCAUCUCGUGGGUGGAGACCAGGGGUGCUGCUAAACAUCUUACUCUGCACAGGACAGCUCCCACGACAAACAGUGACGCUGCCCCAAAUGUCAGUAAUGCCAAGGACGAGAAAUCCUACUUAAAGUUACCACUUAAGUGAAGACUGAAGUGAUCUAACAGUAUUCUGGUCCAAACCUUUAAAAAAGUAAAUGGUCCUUUUAUUGUAUCCUGUUUAGUAGAACCUAGCGUAUAAAAAUCCGCUUCAAACAGAUAAACAAGGUUGUUAGGAUUCACAAGUUUCUGUGGAAACUGAAAUGGCAGUGUCUAGGUGAGACCAUUAAAAUGAAAAUCUUUGAACCCCUUGUUAAUUUAAAUUUUAUUAGAAAGCUCCUCGGAAAUUGUGUAAGUCUAUAGAAAUAUGAAAAUUUUAGGGCAUUUCUCUGAAAAGCAUAUUUCUUUCAAAAGGCUAAACAUACUUCAUACACCACUCUUUAAAAAAACUGAAAAUGGCUUUAAGCUGUUUGUAAUUCCAACUCCAGGCCAAGGUAAGAUACAGAAUUGUAACUAAAGUAACUUAAAGAAUAUGAUGCUCCCUUAGGGACUGAGAAAUUUCAAAAUAAGUGAAAAUUCACUUAACAGUUAAAAAGUGAUUUUUAAGAGGUCCAGUGAGACAUUUCAAAGGGGUAAAGAUUCAGCCUAUUCUUUUUUGGGAAAAAUAAGAAUUCUGGAGUAAUGAGAGAAUGUCAGGAGAGGGGAAGACACAAAAGGGCAUGGGCCAAAAAGUGUUUUGGAUUCUUUUCUCUCUAAAAUGUUAAGUGAGAUGGAAGUUUUGAUCUCAGUUGAAAGAAACAGAUGAUGAUAGAAAGUGGCAUUUCAUGCUUGCAGCUCUGAAGUGCUAAUUUCCACCAUGCCUUCAAAAUGCUUGUACCUCAUGAUCUGGUGACGCAGAUGGGUUUAGAAAAUAUAGGUUAUUACUUUCUUGUCUUGGUUUUUAUGAUUGUCCAUAUAACAUGCUACCUCUCGUUUUAGUAAUCCAUUACGAGUGGAGAUAGAACCCUUCAGCUCUCUUUCAGGAUUAAUUAUGGAAGUCUGGAAGCAUUAUGUGUCAGAAGAUACAUUCAAACUGCCUGUGACAUGUUCUGAAAGAACAGCCAUGUAUAAAAUAUAGGAACUAAAUUGUAAAAUGGAGGCUGUCAGAAAGUAAACAAUUUAAUUAUUAUAGUUAAUUGCUAGGAAAGUUAGGAUAAUUGAAGAAAAGCAUGUUGCUUAUUUUUUUAUCUAUAAAAGGAACCAAAAAGCAUUACUCUAUAUACACCAAAAAACCUCUUUGCAAGUGAGUUUUGUACUCCAGUAUAUUUUUUCUACUCACUACAUACAAGAAAAGGCAAAGUUGCAGCGAAUGAUGCCCUUGCCACUCUCUUAUGAGUCACUAGUGUUUGUACCUGUAAGCACAUUCUUCUGACCACUGCCCUCUUGAAUCUGAGGGUACCCUCAACAACGCUUCUCCCAAAUCCACACUAAAGUGAAAAUGAGUUUUGUUUUAGAAUGGAGCAUGCCACAGUUUUCAGACACCAGACUUUCUGUUGUCCUCCUGAUCCCUUACCUAAGGAACAUGUGCAAGCCAGCUUAUGUAGGACCUUUUUCUGUUCGGUGACUAGGUUGAGGGAGGGGGAAGAAAGGUAACAUUAAUUAACUGCCAACUAUAUGCCAAACAGUAAGCUAGAAACACACAUACAUACAAAUAUCCAUAUCCAUACAUAUGUAUGCUUAAAUCCUUCACAGCAACCCAUAAAGUAGAACUAUUAGAAUUGUCCCCAGUAUGAAAAAAAUGUUAGGCCAAAUUAAGGGUAUGCAUGCAAACAACUUGAUACUAUAUACCCUUGUUACAAAUAUCUUCAAAAUGAGCAGCUCCUUUUAGAAUUCUAAU